Messenger RNA from Arctia plantaginis, 975 nucleotides. Lineage: Eukaryota; Metazoa; Arthropoda; Insecta; Lepidoptera; Erebidae. The record is from the annotation of a GenBank genome assembly.
AUGGGAGUAGGCAGUUGGUUACCAUUCAAUCAAGGAAUGAAGUCAAAGAGAACCAUAUUAGCACGGAGCACCGAGCACUAUGAUAACAAGGAAUCGUCUCUCAAAAAAAGGAAAUAUGAUGAUAGUUAUAUUCAGUUUGGUUUUACAAGCUCUGGAGACCCUGAUUCUCCGUUGCCACAGUGUGUCGUUUGUGUAGAAACGCUGUCAAAUCAUUCGCUAAAGCCGUCUUUACUACGUCGACAUUUAGAAACCAAACAUGCUAAUUUGAAAGACCAGUCUGUAUCCUUCUUUCAACAUAAAUUGAAAGAUCUCAAACAAAGACAAAAAUCUAUUGAGGCGCUCUCCCAAAACACGAAUGACAACGCUCUGCAAGCCUCUUUUAGAGUGAGUUAUUUAAUAGCUAAGCAAGCGAAACCUCACACCAUUGGGGAGAACCUUAUAUUGCCUGCAGCAAAAGAGAUAGUGAAAUGUAUGUUUGGAGAAAAAAUGGCACGAGAACUUGAUGUUAUUCCUAUGUCAAAUAACACUGUCUCUCGUCGUAUUGCAAACAUGUCAGAGAAUCUGAAAACCCACCAAAUCAAACGGAUUUUAGAAAGCGAAUACUUUGCCAUACAACUUGAUGAGUCCACAGACAUAACAAACUUGGCUCAACUUUUAACGUACGUUCGUUAUGUUCAUUCCAAAAAGUUUCAUGAAGAAUUCCUGUUUUGUAGUACCCUUUCGAUUCGCACCACCGGGGAGGAUAUAUUUCAUAUGGUCGACAGUUUUGUAAAAGAAAACCAAUUGGAUUGGUCAAAAUGUGUGGGAAUAUGUACUGAUGGUGCCAGAGCAAUGACCGGUCGUUUUUCAGGACUUGUAAAGCGGAUACAAGAUAUAGUCCCAGAAGCAAAAUGGACCCAUUGUGGAAUUCAUCGAGAGGCACUGGCUUGUAAAAAAAUUCCAGCCAGCUUAGAUAUUACUCUCAAAAUGCUGUAA